This is a messenger RNA of Portunus trituberculatus (swimming crab), 927 nucleotides long. RefSeq names its product ral GTPase-activating protein subunit alpha-1-like. The record is from RefSeq and is a predicted model, not a curated record. Gene Ontology annotation, cellular component: nucleus; cytoplasm. Gene Ontology annotation, molecular function: GTPase activator activity. Bases 1 to 927 code for a protein of 308 amino acids. Gene Ontology annotation, biological process: positive regulation of GTPase activity. The transcript is spliced from 7 exons. Lineage: Eukaryota; Metazoa; Arthropoda; Malacostraca; Decapoda; Portunidae.
AUGUUUAAGAAGAACGCCACUUCGUCAGACGUGAAGAAGAGCCUCAGUAAAUGCCUGGACAGCAAGCGAGAUACGCCCACCAGACUCAGGCAUCUGCGAACCGUUUUGGAUAACACUGAUGUGGUGGAGCUCAAAUCCUUCCUUGAUGUCAACUUCAGCCCAGUGUUUCACAUCUUCUAUGAGGCUUUCAUCACCUUUGAGGGCAACCUUAAACAGAAAGGAACCUUUGCUGUACAGAAGAGCCACAAGGAGGACUUGGAGUGUUCCCUAUUUGUGCUUGACCGCCUCCUGUGCCUGCUACCGGAGAGGUUUGAGAAGAGAUGGCAGUGCAACGCCCUCACUCACAUAUUCAAAAAGAUCCUCCAUCCGGGGAACAUCGUACGUCUCCGCAGGGAUGCUAUGCGACUGUUCAUCAUCUGGUACAUGAUCGUGGGGGACAACAGGACACCAGAGAUGGACCGCAUGUUUGCCUCACUGGUCCCUGGCUUCCCAACACCCCCGCCAGCCUCUGUGUCCCCUGACCUGGGCUGUGGGGGCAUUACCUGUCUAGAGCCCUCACCUGUCAUCCCCCCAUCAAGCACUGAAAAGACCCCACCAGAUGACCUCUCCUCCUAUUUUCUCAGGACACUUCUAGACUAUAUGGUCACACAGGUGCGUCGGGUGGAGUGGCAAGAGCGGACCCAGCAGCCCCGAGCCUUCUCCUACCUCUUCACAAUGUUCAGGAUGUGGUAUAUGCCUCACAUCUUCCCAAACUUCAAUGCAGCAAACACUCUCUACAAGCCAAACCUGGAAUUGCCUGAGCUUCGCAGUAGUCCUGGCGUGAGUCCUUAUGGUACAUGUCAGGUGGCAGUGGUGGAGUGGGUGUGCAAGUUUGUAGUGGCCACGUCCCAGCGCAGCGGCCAGUCUGUCUCAUCAGCAGGGGUCUGA